Molecule: messenger RNA, 1807 nt
Organism: Rana temporaria (common frog)
Lineage: Eukaryota; Metazoa; Chordata; Amphibia; Anura; Ranidae
Gene: PITPNC1
Product: phosphatidylinositol transfer protein cytoplasmic 1
Exons: 10
Coding region: 800-1783 (327 amino acids)
Biological process (GO): phospholipid transport
Cellular component (GO): cytoplasm
Molecular function (GO): phosphatidylinositol binding; phosphatidylinositol transfer activity
Source: RefSeq, a predicted model, not a curated record
UCCUUCCUCCUGCUGAUGUCACACACAUUGGGGAACUGAGGAGGCUGCAUCACUGGGGAGGGGGCUUCCUGCAGCCAGCACUGGGGCAGCAGACACAAAGAUUGCUGUGCUGCAGAGAGUGCAGGCUCCUCUCUCUCCUCUCCGCUCAGCCAUAAGGAUCGCUCUGCAGCUGGAUCUGGGAGAAGAGUGCUCUGCUGCAGGCUCUGGGUUCUGAAGGAUUGCUCUGCAGCUGGGCUCUGCUACAAGAACUGCUCUGCGACUGGGUCUGCUGCUGCUGCUGAGGACUGGACUGGGUCUGUGAAGGACUGGACUGGGUCUGUGAAGGACCGGACUGGGUCUGUGAAGGACUGCACUAGGUCUGUGAAGGACCGGACUGGGUCUGUGAAGGACUGCACUAGGUCUGUGCUCUGCAGCAGGGUCUGGGGAGGCGAAGGACUGGACUGGUUUGGCAUUGCUCUGUAGCUGGGAUAAAGGACUGCACUGGGACUGGUUGGGGUCUGCAGCUGGUGUGAAGGACUGGGCUUGUUGUGGCGGAGUUCUGCAGCUGGGUCGGGGGCUGCCUUUGUGCCGGGACCGCUGUGUGCCCCCCCCCCCCUUGUAUGGCUGCAGUGCUGUGAUCAGCGGAUAAUCUUCAGCUGGCCCCUCUGUGCCCCCCGAUGAUGCUGGCCGAGGUCUGACAUCCACUUAUGUUCUCUAGAGGAGUCUACAUCAGGAGCUUAUUCUUCAUCUAGGGUACCCCCCCCACAAAACUUACCACCCACCCUGUGCUCCUCACUGCUCUCCCCGACACCCCAAUAUCAUGCUGCUGAAGGAGUACCGGAUCUGCAUGCCCCUGACUGUGGAAGAGUACAGAAUCGGGCAGCUGUACAUGAUCAGCAAGCACAGCCACGAGCAGAGCGACCGGGGCGAGGGGGUGGAGGUGGUCCAGAAUGAGCCGUAUGAGGACCCGGUGCACGGCCCGGGACAGCUGACCGAGAAGAGGGUCUACCUCAACAGUAAGCUCCCGAGCUGGGCGCGUGCCGUGGUACCGAAAAUCUUCUACGUGACAGAGAAGGCGUGGAACUAUUAUCCGUACACCAUCACAGAGUAUACGUGUUCAUUUCUUCCUAAAUUCUCCAUCCACAUCGAGACAAAAUAUGAAGAUAAUCAAGGAUCCAAUGACAGUAUAUUUGAUCUUGAAGUGAAGGACUUGGAGAGGGAAGUGUGUUUUGUCGACAUCGCCUAUGACGAUAUCUCCGAGAGGUAUUACAAGGAGUCUGAGGACCCCAAGACCUUCAAGUCGGAGAAGACAGGCCGGGGUCUCCUGAAGGAAGGCUGGAGAGAGACUCAGGAGCCAGUCAUGUGUUCCUAUAAGCUGGUUGCUGUAAAGUUCGAAGUGUGGGGUCUACAGACCCGGGUGGAGCAGUUUGUGCAUAAGGUGGUGAAAGAUAUCUUGCUUAUUGGCCACCGACAAGCGUUUGCAUGGAUCGAUGAAUGGUAUGACAUGACGAUGGACGAAGUGCGAGAAUACGAAAGGACCACUCAGGAAGCCACUAACAAGAAAAUCGGGAUUUUCCCACCCGCCAUUUCCAUCACUGACAUUACGCUGCCUUCUAUCGCCCGCAGCGGACCCUCCAGUGCUCCUUCCACCCCUCUGACCACCGAAGCUCCGGAGUUCCUGACCGUCCCCAAAGACCGCCCCCGGAAGAAAUCUGCACCGGAAACCUUAACGCUUCCCGACCCCGCCCUUAACGCACGCAGCAUGUUUACAUCUAAUAAGCCAUUUUUUCCGAAUUCGGAAUAACUUUUGAGUCGAUAGCAGGACCCC